AUGGCAAGCAUUAUCAAGGACAAGAUUCUCAAUAGUAAUGAACCGAAAAUAGAUUAUGAAGAACUUGAAUCCAAAUUUCAAAUGCAUAAGUACUACCCUAAGUACUUCCACAACUAUGACUACUCCACUCCAGUGAUAAAGGAUUUGAUAGCGAAUAAACCCAUCUAUUCUAAUGCCAAUCAACAUGUUAAGACCUGCAAGAUUUCGUCCAAGCCAAAGGAUGCGCUGAAAAGUGGUGAUCUUGAGAAAGGAGACCUGUCUGCUUUUCCAGCUGAUGCUAAGAGCACCAAGAGAGCUAUUAAGAAGGACUACAAAGACGAGAAAAGAGAAUUACGCAAGGAGAAAAAAGAGAUUAGAAACGAGAUCAAACAUGAACAGAGGGAACAUUUUCACGAUCUUAGACAGGAGAGAAAAGAGCAUCAUCAUGAAAAUAGACAGCAAAAGAAAGAACUAAGAAGAGAUUACAAGAAUGCGAAAAGAGAAUUGAGAAAAAGUGGGAAGCCGGGUGAAUUUGGUUACUUCAAGUGCUGGAAUCAACCUUUAGCAGACCCUAUACCUAUGAGAAGAAACGAUGGUAGAUACCCUGAAGAGAUCUCAACCAACAUCACUAACAGCAAACCUCCAGCAUUCAACAAUCCCUGGGAUUCGAGCCUGACAUUGGUGCCCAAUGAAAGCGCAGCCACCAAAGCACUGACUAGAUCUAGAAAUAAUUCGAUUACGAGUAAAUUCAAGAGUCUCUUAAAAACUGACCAUCAUGACGGGGAUCAUAAUAAUAGUGAUACUUCGCCCAGUAAAACUACAGUAUCUAAAAGAGAUGUGGGUGGGCACCAAUUGAAGCCCUCGUCCUCUUAUGACCAAACCAAGCUGACGAUGACGAAGAGUAGAACCAAAAGUCUACUCAACAAAUUAAAGGUGGGAGAUAGAAGAAUGAGCGAGCAAAUCGGUAUGUAUACGAAACCUAUGUGUGAGAGGCUUUAUCACUCUUACCAUUUUAAUUUUUUUAUUUUAUGA
This is a messenger RNA of Dujonia railenensis, 1011 nucleotides long. Lineage: Eukaryota; Fungi; Ascomycota; Pichiomycetes; Serinales; Debaryomycetaceae. The record is from the annotation of a GenBank genome assembly.